Molecule: messenger RNA, 416 nt
Organism: Gadus chalcogrammus (walleye pollock)
Lineage: Eukaryota; Metazoa; Chordata; Actinopteri; Gadiformes; Gadidae
Product: pleckstrin homology domain-containing family A member 5-like
Exons: 4
Coding region: 51-281 (76 amino acids)
Cellular component (GO): cytosol
Molecular function (GO): phosphatidylinositol-4-phosphate binding; protein binding; phosphatidylinositol-3,5-bisphosphate binding
Source: RefSeq, a predicted model, not a curated record
ACCGCGCCGCUGUGUAGUAGCAGCAGCGCGAGCAGCAGCGUCGGUUAGAUAUGGCGGCGGACCCGCACCCCGACUGGCUCGCCCGCCUGCCGUCUUCGUGGAGUUACGGAGUGACUCGGGACGGACGGAUAUUCUUCAUCAACGAAGAAGCCAAAAGUACAACCUGGCUGCAUCCCGUUACCGGAGAGGCCGUCAUCACCGGCCACCGGAACACGCCAGAUCUACCGACGGGAUGGGAGGAAGGAUACACGUUCGAGGGCGCGCGCUGCUUCAUCAAGUAAGAGACCCUAUCCAUGUUGAUGUUACGUUUAUGUUUUCAUGAUCCGUUCUGCUAUAUCCGCUACGUCUUCUACUGUACGGAGGGGAUGUCCUUUGUUUAUACUUUGUGGUCGCCUGGACGGGGUCAUUCCAAGAAU